AUGGAUAAACGCAAUACAAAUAAAGAUCCACAACCAUAUUUUGAUACAGAUAAUAAUCUACCAGGUGGCGAUGUUGUAGUUGUUGAACUUGAUUUUAAUGUUAAUGAUACAACUACUUUAGAAAACAUACAACAGAGUCUCCUUCAAAAAUCGCCUGAAAAAUAUAUACCAAUUGAUGGAAAAAUUCCUACUCCAUGUAAGAAGGCAUUGUUUUGGCCAGACAAACCAUGUUGUAAAGAAACGAAAAAAAGAGUUGGUGAAAAGUUGCCUUCUGUUGCAACUUCCACUCAGUGGACACAAUACCAUUUCAAAAAAAGCAUGGAAAAAGAAUGCAAAUAA
Molecule: messenger RNA, 339 nt
Organism: Diabrotica balteata
Lineage: Eukaryota; Metazoa; Arthropoda; Insecta; Coleoptera; Chrysomelidae
Source: the annotation of a GenBank genome assembly